AUGAAACAAAAUAAUUCGUCAUCACCUAACAAUUUUGAUUUAUUUGUGAGUAAAAUUAUGUUUAACGUAAUUGGUUUUAAUUUACCAGUAAAAACAUCCGAUGCUAAAGAUAAAGAAGAAGAUGAGGACGACAAUCCAAAUGAUUAUGUCCUUGAUGCUACUAUCGUAUAUGAUCGAUCAUUAAAUUCUCAUCCAUUUGUUAUUGGCCAAUAUGCCGGUCGAGAAUAUUAA
Messenger RNA from Rotaria sp. Silwood1, 231 nucleotides. The record is from the annotation of a GenBank genome assembly. Lineage: Eukaryota; Metazoa; Rotifera; Eurotatoria; Philodinida; Philodinidae.